CAACAAGCGGAGAGCAGCCCCACAAUAAUUGGCGCGACGGCCGCCGGGCAGCCACGCACCAUGCGCGGGCUGGCCACGCUCCUCGCGGCGACGGCCGCCGCCCAGCGGUAUGAAGUAUUGGAGGGCGUGGAACUCGUCUGGGCUGCGCCAGCCACCACCCCAAAGGGUUUAGUCGCAUUGUUUCACGCGACGGGCCGCCGCGCGCACCACUGGUGGCCCGCAUCCACAAAAUGUCCAUCUUGUAAAGCGCUGCCCGCCGAAGCGAGUCUAGCCCGGGCCUGCCUUAAGCAUGGACUAGCUGCGGCCUCGCUCACCGCACACUCAACAACAUGGAGUCAAGACGACGGCCCGCGCGCUGCCCACGCCCUCGUGGCGCUUUCUACGAGAGAAGGCUGGAAGGUGCCGUUGUACGCCAUCGGUAUCGGUGAAGGCGCGUCGUUCGUCGCCACGAGUCUCCCGCGGGCGCUGCCUCCGUCGCUACCGCUCAAGGGCGUGCACGUCCAGCUUUUAGGGGAUGUGCCCGCCACUCGAAGACCGGCGGCGAAACGCGUCGCUGUCUUGUCCAUGCCGCGCGACGCGCCGACGCAGCGGCGCGUCGAAGGUGCGAUCCGGACGUGGCGACGCGCGGGUGCUGAAGUACUGGAACAAAGAGCAGCACCUUUGGCGUUGGACGAUACGUACUUCUCCAGGACUUUAAAUGGAGUCUCGCCGCAGGAGUCGCGGCAGCUCGUUAGAUUACUUAGGGUGGCAGGAUAUGUGUCGGGCGGCGGGUUUUUGCUGGCGGACCCGGCGACGUCGGCCUGGCGCGGCGUCGUGGCCGCGCCGCUUGGGAGGCGCGGGGCUGCCGAGCUCGGGACGCUGCGCGUCGUCGCGCGGGACGACCUCUCUUCCCGCAGUUCGGCGCUGGGCGCGGCGCUCGCGCGGGCGUACGGGCGGAGCGAGGCGAGCGCCGAGGACGCCGACGCUGCUUUGGCGUUCCUGCUGAAGGAGUAACUUAGUGUGUGUUGUG
This is a messenger RNA of Pelagomonas calceolata, 1009 nucleotides long. Lineage: Eukaryota; Pelagophyceae; Pelagomonadales; Pelagomonadaceae. The record is from the annotation of a GenBank genome assembly.